GUAGACCAAUCGCCCUUGAGUGAUAAACUUGAUUGCCUGUAACUGUCAUGGAUUAUGAACACAAAGCUAAAGCGGUGGCAGACUGCCUGCUGAGCUACAGGAGGGAUGAAUCUGGGUGGAAAGUCUGCAGGAAAUCGAAUGAUGUAGUGGUUUCUUGGCGUCCCUCGUCUGAGUUCCCUGGGAAUGUUUACAAGGGUGAGGGCAUUGUCAGCGGCAGUCCUGAGAAAGUAUGGGAAUGUCUGAAACCUGUUCCCAAUGGGCUUCGCGUCAAGUGGGACAGCAACGUCAAAAAGUUUGAGCUUCUUGAACAGAUAAUGGAGGAUAUUUCCAUCUGCCGGACAGUCACACCCUCAGCAGCUAUGGGUAUUAUAGCUCCACGAGACUUUGUAGAUGUUAUUUUAGUUAAACAACAUGAAGAUGGCAGCAUUUCUUCCAAUGCAACCAAUGUGAUUCAUCCUAGUUGUCCUUCCCAGCCUGGCUAUGUGAGAGGAUUCAACCAUGCAUGUGGCUGCAUUUGUAUUCCCAUCACAGGGGAACCCAGAAAAACCCGGGUGUUCAGUUUCUUCCAGACAGACCUGGGUGGCCUCCUUCCACGCUCUGUGGUUGACUCGUUCUUUCCUUCCAGCAUGGCCGAGUUCUACAGCAACCUCACAAAGGCUGUUAAAUCUCUUGAGGACCUUUAAGACAAAAAGGAACAAAGACUGAUUUCGUCGGGUCUAUUUAUCUUGUCACACGUUGUAUUUCAAAACAACAGAUCUCAGAAUAUUAGAUGAUGCCAAAUUUUAGUCAGUGCAGUACAUGCUGGUUAAUCUUUAGACUCUCACAGGAGGAAUCCUGGAAAUGUUUAACAGCCAACACCCAUAUCUAGAAGGAGGAAAAAGGUUUGAACGCCUUGAACUUUACUUUAUUCCGGACAGUUUAUUUGCCCUUCUCCAAUGACCGAAGAUAAUUUAAAGUUAGUUUAUUUUAUAUAUGCAGUAUUUUAUAAACACAGAAUACUUCCUGUAGCUAAAUAUUGCAGCACAAGAUGCUUUAACCUUCUCUUAGCAUACUUCUGUCUAUGCAGGUACAAGUAUGAAGACCUCAUGAAGCUUUUGCCCUAAACUAUUAUAAAAGGUGGCAUGUGAUGAGUGCCUUUUUUUAAACAAAGGGAGGGUUUUACUCUUUUUAACCUAAUCCACUUUGAAUAGAGCAUUACAUUUGGCCUUAUUAUUAAGCUAAAUGAGUCCCUCAGACAGCUAGUUAUCUUCUGUAGAUCAUAGAUCUAUGGACUAUUUCAUUGUCCGUAGAUCUAUGAGUUUUAUAUUCAAAACUGUGUUAUAUUCAUUGCCUUCCACUCAGAAGCACUUCGUGAGGAUUGGAGUGAGUGCAACUGGGUGAUAGUUGUUGAAGUAGGAAGGAGAGAUUUCUUAGAUACUGGAAUGAUAGCGGUGUCUUUAAAGAAUGUGGGGACAACAGCUUGGUUCAGUGAGGUGUUAAAGAUGUCUGUGAAGAUAUCUGUGAGUUUCACAGCACAGUGUCUCUCAGAACUCAGCCUGGAAUGUUGUCAGGACCUGAGUUUUUACGUGCGUUGAUCCUUCUGAGGGAUCUUCUCGUGCUGUCGGGUUAGCAUCAAUACCUGUUUGUCUUCAAUCAAUCAAUCAACCAAUUAAUCAGCCUUUAUUUAUAGAGCAUAUUACACAUUCAGAGUGUCCAAAGUGCUUUACAGGUGUAUAAAAGUUAAAAGAAAAAAAAACAUAAAAAUUACACACAAACACCUACAAUAAAACAUGUAGGAAAAUAAAGAAAAGAACAGCUAAAAACCAAAAUUAAAAUCUUAAAUUCAAUCCUAAAAUGUACAGACAACCAGUGCAGGGAGAAAAAUAUGGUAGAAAUGUGCUCACAUCGCUUGUUACAUCUCUUGUAAGCAGACAGUCAGAAGCGUUUUGGGCCAGCUGCAAACGGCGUAGAGGAGAGUUGUCAAGCCUAGCAUAAAGAGAGUUAUUAAAAACAUCACAUUUUCAAGGCCACUGUGAGGUAAAUAGGGUAGGAGUUUAUUAACCUCAGAUGAUCAAAGCUAGACUGGACUACUGCAAUGACCUUUAUAUUAAAUUUAAAACCGUUCUCAAAAACACUCCAACAUUCCUGACGUGAUUAUAAAACAUAAUCGACCGUGUCAGAAGCAGCAGUCAAAUCAAGCAAGAUUAAAACUGCAGACUCUCCCAAGUCUGCAGUUAAAAGAAUAUCAUUAAAAACUGUAAGAAGUGCUAUUUCUGUGCUGUCACACAAUUUUAAAAACAGAUUUUUUAGUAAGCCGUAGAUGCUCCUAUAAUUGGAAAUAAACCACCUUCUCUAAUAUUUUAGAAAGAAAAGACAACUUAGAAAUGGGCCUAAAGUUUGAUAGAACAUUAGGAUCCAAGUUAAUCUUAUUAAAAAGAUGUUGGACCACGUUAUGUUUUAAAGCAACUGGGACACAGCCUGAGGAAAGAGAGCUGUUGAUUAAAUUAACAAUGUAAGAACCUACAGCUCUGAAGGCCUUUAGUAGUCACGGAGGAAUAAUGUUACCUGGACAAAAUGAAGGCUUCAGCUUCCUGACAAUCUUAACUGGAAGAGGCAAAUAUUAACUGAUUUAAAACAGCUGGAGAAACAAGCGUUACGACAGGAUCAGCGGUUCAAUGAGAGGGCAAAGACCUGAUAGUAUGCACUUUAUCACUGAAAAACUUUAAAAAAAUGUUUCACAAAGUAAACAGAAGGGACAAGUUAGAAAGAAAUCACAGUGAAUCAGGAGACUUCAGUAAGUUUAACAGAGCUUGAGGCUUGUUGCUGCUUUCAGACAAAAACUUAGAAAUAAACUUAGCACUUUUAACAGCAGCCUGAUAUCCGCUGAAGAGUAUCGCAGAAUCUCAAAGGAAAUGUGAAGCUUGUUCCUUCAGUCUCUCUUGGUGUGCCAGGAGUGUAAACGCUUGUGUGUGAGAUCAUUGAGGCAUGGUUCUGUAACUGCUUUACAGCAUUUAGAUUUAAAAGGAGCAAUAUCAUCUGAAAUAGUGUUAAAAUCAUUUAGGAGAUGUUUUGUUCAUGGAGAUGUUUUGUGCUCUGGGGUGCUGUUGUCUGCCUCAGAGAGGGCAACAGAAUUAUCUCAGCAGAGAGGUGGAGUUUUUGAAAGUCUGCAGCUUGUAGUCCGUGUUGGUUUGAGUCCCUCGCCACAGGUUCCUGGGGCCUCAUGUGCGAACCUUGUGUACGCAGAAAAAUCCUUGCGGCGCAAUGUUUUAUGUACAGCUCGGGAUGUACAAAAUGAACGUUUGACUUUCUGUGAAAUUGUGUGGCAGCCACACAAGCAGUAACCAACUUCAAAUACCAAACCACAUUUAGCCUCAUACAAUAACACAACUCACCUCAAUAAAUGAUGGAAACAAACUCAGUCGGAUGUAAACUGUAAAACGUCCUCUCUUUUUGUCAUAUGUAUGUGUAAAUGCUUAUCGGUAUGUGCUCUGAGCAUAUAAUGCAUGUGAAUCAUAUAAGUGGCACUUUAAUUCUCACUGAAAAAGAAAACGGUGUCGGAUCAGCAGAUCAAUUCCAAACAAGUCAAGUGUGACGAUUCAUAAGGUGGACAAGCUGGAGUCGAUCACACAUGUCCAUAAAUAGCUGUAAAGUUGUGCGUAAUUGUGGAACGAUGGCAGCUUUGGCACAGCUGGAGGACAUGGAUGAUGGAAGAAGUCGGAGGGAGCGUGUUUUCAGAGAUUGUACUGACCUGCUGGCACAUGAGGGCUUAUUAGCUGGUUUAGUUUGCUCAACAUGUGCAAAUACUUCCUGCGUACAGAUUGGGUGAAGAAAAUGAGCACUUUGUUGGAGAACGGUUGUUAGAUUCAAACGUGAGUCAGCAGCACAAUUAAGUACAAUGCAAUCUGCUGUUGUUACUGUUGAUAUCUUCAUCUUCUGUUGGUUUUAAAUUGGUCGGCUGCCAGUAUGUUGAGCAUUAAUUUUUUACUGAUUUCAGUCAUAAUGUGCAAGAGCUUCCCCAUAAGAAAGAUUCCAUUUUACCCAUCUUCACAACAACGAAGACUGGGGUGUUUACAACCCAUUGCACUCUGGAACCCGUUCUCAAAUUGUGCCAUUGUUAGAGAAAACUGGCACCAUUGUCUUGUAAAUGAACAGUAGAAACGCAACUAAACUUUUCAGUCUUUACCUGAAAACGCAAACAUGUAAAAUAGGGCCUAAGAUGCACGUGUACCUGCACCCAAUUCCAAGUGGGAUGUAUGAAGAAAAGGUGAGAGGUGACACGUCUAUGCACGUCUUUCAAUAAUCUGAAUUUUUUUGUGCAACGCAACUUUCAGAAUUUCUAUUAUGAAAGCUGCACACUCUUUUUGUACAUGAGGCCCUGGGUUUCCUAGUUGUUGUUGAAGUGGCUGGCUAUUUUCCUGGAGUACUGCCUCUUGGCUUCUCCGAUGGGUUUUUCAUUUUAAAUAAUUAUUUUAUUGUAAAUUGACAUAUAUGCAUUUAAUUUAGUGUACAACCAUUUUUUCUGUAAUAAGCAUGUUUGAUAGCUGAGGACCAUUAAGUCAGUUUUCCCCCUUAAUCAUGGCUUUUUUUUUUUUAUUCAACCUGUGGCUGACUAUUUUAACCAGUGUUACUACAUUUCAUUUGCAUUCCUGUAUGUGUUCAUAAUGUUAAUGUGCAUGUUCAGACAUUUACCGUAUAUCAGUGAGAUUUGAAAAGAGACAAUUUGUUAUUUUUGAUUUUGCAAUGUGGAUCAAAAAUCCUUAAGUUUCUAGAUGAUCAAGAUAAUAUAUCAAAUAAAUGUGUGGAAACCAGAAACACAUUGCUGUAUUUGCAUAAAAUGAAAUUUAAAUUGAUGUUUUGACCUUUUGAUUUUGCAUUUCCUUUCCUUCUAUAACUAUUAACUAUAACUAUUCUCUAAGCAUCUUCCACAAGGUUUAGGAGUGUGUUCAUUGAUGAGAAAAGAUGAAUUGCAGCCUCCGCUCUAAUUCAUCUCAAAGGUGUUGAAGAAGUCAGGACUGUGUGUAGGCCAGUUAAGUUUCUCCACAUCAAACGUACACCUACAGCCAUGGAAGUUAUUGCAAGACCGUAAUUCCUUUGGUGAUGUGACCCAACACUUUAGCAAUAUCUACAAACCUAUUAGAUGUGUUUGUCAUUCUGUUGUUUACCUUUCCAGUGCUGACAUCCAGUUGACAGAGUUGCUCAACUUUAAAUAAACACAUCAACUCAAA
Messenger RNA from Girardinichthys multiradiatus, 5204 nucleotides. RefSeq names its product StAR-related lipid transfer (START) domain containing 5 (gene stard5). Lineage: Eukaryota; Metazoa; Chordata; Actinopteri; Cyprinodontiformes; Goodeidae. The coding region runs from base 48 to 683 and encodes 211 amino acids. The transcript has 7 exons. Gene Ontology annotation, molecular function: lipid binding. The record is from RefSeq and is a predicted model, not a curated record.